UUCACUUAUGAUUGGUUAAACUAUGAUGAAAAAAUGUGCAUAAUUUUAUUUUUAUUUUUAUUUUCUUUCUUCUUUAUUUUUAACUAUGACAGACACUUCUACAAACCAUUUUCAUCCUGAUGUUGAGCAGAAUACAAUGUAUGAAGAAAGAUUAAAAUCAAAGUCUAUUCGGUCUAUGCCAGUAGGAAAUGAACGAUUGGCUGCACUUAGGGAUUUAGGUGCUACUUUCACAGAAGGACAUCACAAGACAGCCAAAAUUGCCACGCCUUCUGGUAUACCCAAAUUACCUACCUUUGUUGAUGUAGGUCAAAUAGAGUAUCUACUUCAACAAAAGACCAAGACUCGAGGCGAACUGGGUCACUUUAAUGAUUGGCAUUAAAUAAACUCUUUUCUUUUUACCGUGAGAGUAAACGGGAUAAUA
This is a messenger RNA of Gilbertella persicaria, 421 nucleotides long. RefSeq lists its product as uncharacterized. NCBI's taxonomy places the organism in Eukaryota, Fungi, Mucoromycota, Mucoromycetes, Mucorales, Choanephoraceae. The record is from RefSeq and is a predicted model, not a curated record. The transcript has a single exon. The coding region runs from base 86 to 379 and encodes 97 amino acids.